AUGGUACAACAGGUGUCUCUGGUAUCUAGAAUCCAAGAGUCUCAACUGCAGUUGAUCUUGGAGACGUUGAAGUCUCUAACGGGUAUGGUGCCCGCAAGGCUCUCAACUUAUACUGUUAUUUUAACUCCAAAGUUUCCUUAUAGUCCUGAGUUCCAGACUGGAAAAGUCAACCAAAUCGAACAAUACAAGAUGAGAAUGUCCACCGAAUGGAAACAGGACGUUGAGGAUCCUAUUGAUAACACAAUUGAAUUAAAAGACUUUGAAUUGUUUAAUAAGAAACAUCUUGAAGCUCUUAAUAAGGAAAAUCGUAUAUGGACCCUUCAAAUAUCGGACGUUCCUUUGGCAGGAAAAAGAGCCGUUUCUUCACAGACACUCUACGAGUCUACUAUAUGUAGCACGGAUGAUGUGGUUGGAUAUUUAGAUGAGCUAGGAUACAUGCCUGAAACCCAAUUUUGGACUCAUGGUUACAAGUUCUACAGAAACGAUAUAGUCAUUGCAAUCUACCGAGUCUUUAUGAAACAGAAACAGGAAAGUGCUCCAAAUUCCAAAGAAAAUACCGCUGCAGCAACUAAUGGAUCUACCAGAUCAGAUACUGCUAUCGAAUCUAAGAAUACUGACGGUAUGAAAAUUGAGCUGGACAUGGACAUAGAUAUGAAGAUGGAUGUAGAUUCUAAUCCAGAGAGUAAUCUGGAGACCAAAGAGGAAACGAUAGAACCAGAGACUAGGCUAGAGCUCAUUGACAAAAGUAGAGAGUUUUUAUCAAAGCAUACGUGA
Komagataella phaffii GS115 is the source of this 774-nucleotide messenger RNA. RefSeq lists its product as hypothetical. Gene Ontology annotation, cellular component: mediator complex; core mediator complex. Gene Ontology annotation, biological process: regulation of transcription by RNA polymerase II; termination of RNA polymerase II transcription. NCBI's taxonomy places the organism in Eukaryota, Fungi, Ascomycota, Pichiomycetes, Pichiales, Pichiaceae. Gene Ontology annotation, molecular function: transcription coregulator activity. The transcript has a single exon. The record is from RefSeq and is a predicted model, not a curated record. The coding region runs from base 1 to 774 and encodes 257 amino acids.